Trypanosoma grayi is the source of this 2112-nucleotide messenger RNA. RefSeq names its product ATP-dependent DEAD/H RNA helicase. The transcript has a single exon. NCBI's taxonomy places the organism in Eukaryota, Euglenozoa, Kinetoplastea, Trypanosomatida, Trypanosomatidae. Bases 1 to 2112 code for a protein of 703 amino acids. Gene Ontology annotation, cellular component: nucleolus. Gene Ontology annotation, molecular function: ATP binding; nucleic acid binding. The record is from RefSeq and is a predicted model, not a curated record.
AUGAGUGGUGUGAGCGGCAGCGAGUGGAAGGACAUGAAGGGGGUGCAGCUUCGUCCCGCGACGUUGUCGUACGUGACGGAGUGUGCGGGCUUCCAGUACAUGGCACCCGUGCAGGCGCGGACCAUCCCGCUCCUGCUGCGCAACUAUGACGUGGUGGUGGAGGCUAUCACGGGUAGUGGCAAGACGCUGGCGUAUCUGCUGCCGUGCUUGGAGAUGUUGCAGAACGAACGCGUCAUCGAGACGUGCAAGGAACAAAAGAAUGCGGUUAUAUCCAUCAUUGUGCUGCCGUCGCGUGAGCUGGCGCAGCAGGUGCAUCUGCUCACCAAGAAGAUGCUGCACCACAUCUCGUAUCAGUACACGGGCGGCAAGACAGGGCUUCCCAAAUACUCGUGCCAAUGCUACAUUGGCGGCCGCAGCAUCGCAAUUGAUGUGGAUGUGUUCAGCAAGAACGGCGGAAACGUCUUAAUCGGCACCCCUGGUCGCCUCUACGAGCUGCUCGUGUCGUCCAAGCACACAAGUCUCUUCAACUUCACGAGCUUUGAGCUUCUCAUCCUCGACGAGGCAGACAAGCUACUCGAAUUUGGCUUCCGGGCAAAGCUGGACGCCAUUCUCAAGCGACUGCCCAAGCAGAGGCGCACUGGUCUUUUCAGCGCCACACAGACAAAAGAGCUGGCGGAGUUGGCGCGCGCAGGCAUGCGCAACCCGGUUUCUGUCACGGUUCGUUUGAGCUCUCUUAACUCCGCCAGCACCGAUGCCUCCAAACCGCAGAUCCCGGAGCUUCUACGCAACUACUAUACCUUCACAAAGGCGUCGGAGAAACUGGAUCGCUUGCUCACGUUUCUUAGUGAGCGCCGCGAGCAGAAGGUGCUUGUGUAUGUGAUGACAUGUGCAAGUGUGGACUGGCUUCAUACGGCUCUUGUUGACGUGCUUCUGAAAGACGACGCAGAAAACGUUUUUGCACUCCAUGGGCAGAUGAAGCUCGAGAAGCGACAAAGAGUGCAUCGCGCUGUGACGAAGCGAAGCCGCUGCGUGCUAAUCUGCACAGAUGUGGCGGCGCGCGGUUUGGAUAUCCCCGAGGUGGGUGUCGUGGUGCAGUACGACCCGCCUGUCGACCCCUCAACGUUCAUUCACCGCAUCGGCCGCACCGCCCGCAUGGGACGCCAGGGGGAGAGCCUAGUCUUUCUGCUUCCACAGGAACUGGAGUACGUGGCCUUCAUGAAGCUGCAGAACGUCACACUACAGCCGUAUGACGAGGAGCGAGAUAGCAUUGCAACCGCGCGAGAUUUCGUUGCACACAUGAACGCCAAGCGUACGCUGCUGAGCUCGCAUCAAGACAAGCGCAAGGCUAUUCACCAGGCACACCGAGAGCAGCAGCUGAGCCGCAAGGAACGACGGGAGAAAUUGCAAGAAGAGCGAGAGAGGGCACGCGGCGUCACACCACGGGCCUCGCGAAAGGAGGUUUUAGGAGACUUGUGCGAAAGUCUUUCCAUUCUCGAACUACGUCGUUCAGUACGGCAAGAUGAAAACAGGAAGUUACUCGAACUGGCGGCUCGAGCCUUCGUCUCCUUUAUUCGUGCAUACAAGGAGCACGAAUGCCGGUACAUCUUCCAGUUGCAGCUGAUCGACCUUACUGAUCUGACCCACAGCUUCGGUCUCUUCAAGAUACCCAACUGUGGUGAGAUCAAGCACAUGCAGAUGCUGAAGAUCCCUCUACAGGAUGAACUGCAGGAUAUCUUGGCAAGCAUCAAUAAACAGACCCGCGAGAAGCAGGAUCGCGCGGCGCAGGAGCGUGCACAGCGGCGUCAGCGCGAGGCUGACGCUGAAGCUGAUACGGCUGACGGCACCGUGGCGAAGAAGCACCGUACGGAGCGCAACGAGAAAUUGGAGGUGCUGAAACUUACUAAAAUGUCCCGUGGGGAGCGGAGCCGGGCGUGGAAGCAGGCAGAGAUUGAUGAGCUGAUGAAGGACAGCUACUACGUGAAGAAGGAGCGGCAGGGGAAACUCAAUGGCCGCACUGUGGACGCCAUCAUGGGCGUCGACGCCCUCGAGAAUGCGCUGCUCAGUUCGCGUGAGCGGCAGGAGGCGAAGCGGGUGCGCCGUGCCGCAAAGUGA